Molecule: messenger RNA, 4070 nt
Organism: Drosophila willistoni
Lineage: Eukaryota; Metazoa; Arthropoda; Insecta; Diptera; Drosophilidae
Gene: lap
Product: phosphatidylinositol-binding clathrin assembly protein LAP
Exons: 16
Coding region: 410-2872 (820 amino acids)
Biological process (GO): synaptic vesicle budding from presynaptic endocytic zone membrane; clathrin coat assembly; clathrin-dependent endocytosis
Cellular component (GO): clathrin-coated vesicle; extrinsic component of presynaptic endocytic zone membrane; clathrin-coated pit
Molecular function (GO): SNARE binding; 1-phosphatidylinositol binding; clathrin heavy chain binding
Source: RefSeq, a predicted model, not a curated record
ACUCGAUUUUUGCUCUAUUUUCCAAGCAAUCAAUAAUAUCUAUCUUUAAGCAAAAAAAAAAAAAAUUAAACUAACGCGUUGCAGCUUUAAGCACCGGUUUACACAGAGCUCAUUGCAAACGCGGCAAUUAACAGUUUUUUCGUAGUGCGGGUUGCUAGAAAAUCAAACAAAAUCACACCCACAUUUCUUGAAAUAUAGUGAAAAAUUCUUGUGGUCCCUGGUCUUUUUUUCUUCUGUGUCUUACAAUUUUCAAUCAAUUCUUUUGCUCCCGCAGUGCGUGUGUGUGUGUUUGAACGAGAGUGUUUGUGUGUGUGUGAGUGAGUGUUUUUCGUGUCCGCUCCUUGGGUGCAUAAUUAAAUUAAUCAAAUAAAUUAAGAGGAGAGAGGAAUAAGAAACAACAGCAUUCAUCAUGACUAUGGCUGGGCAAACAAUCAACGACAGGCUGCUGGCUGCCCGUCACAGCCUUGCGGGCCAAGGACUCGCCAAGUCUGUGUGCAAGGCCACAACUGAGGAAUGCAUUGGGCCGAAGAAGAAGCAUUUGGAUUAUUUGGUGCAUUGCACAAACGAACCGAAUGUCUCGAUUCCACAUUUGGCCAAUUUACUUAUCGAACGUUCACAGAACGCCAAUUGGGUGGUUGUCUACAAGUCCUUGAUAACCACACAUCAUUUGAUGGCAUAUGGCAAUGAGAGAUUUAUGCAAUAUCUGGCAUCGAGCAAUUCAACAUUCAAUCUCAGCUCCUUUUUGGAUAAAGGAACUGUGCAAGAUGGUGGCAUGGGAGUUCCAGGUGGCAGAAUGGGUUACGAUAUGUCCCCAUUCAUAAGACGAUAUGCCAAAUAUUUGAAUGAAAAAUCGCUUUCCUAUCGAGCCAUGGCAUUUGAUUUUUGCAAAGUCAAGCGUGGCAAAGAGGAGGGCUCAUUGCGGAGCAUGAAUGCCGAAAAACUCUUAAAGACAUUGCCAGUUUUGCAGGCACAAUUGGAUGCACUUUUAGAGUUUGAUUGCCAAUCAAAUGAUUUAUCCAAUGGUGUUAUUAACAUGAGUUUCAUGUUACUCUUUCGCGAUCUCAUACGUCUGUUUGCCUGCUAUAAUGAUGGCAUCAUUAAUUUGCUAGAAAAGUAUUUCGAUAUGAAUAAGAAGCAUGCACGCGAUGCAUUGGAUUUGUAUAAGAAGUUCUUGGUGCGCAUGGAUCGUGUGGGUGAAUUUUUAAAGGUGGCCGAGAAUGUUGGCAUUGAUAAGGGCGAUAUACCCGAUUUGACCAAGGCACCCAGCUCUUUGUUAGAUGCUUUAGAGCAGCACUUGGCCGCUCUUGAAGGACGUAGAGUAUCUGCGGCCAAUACGCCCACACAAUCAUCAAGUAGCAAUCAACGCAAUGUAAAAUCCGCUGUAUCUGCGCUUUCUUCUACCAGCUCGGCGUUUGGAACAGCAGCUGCUUCGAGUAAAUUUGAUGCCACCAAUGGCAUUGAUGAACAGCUGAAAGCCCAAGUUUUGGCCGAAGAAGAAGCCGCCAUGAACCAAUACAAAUCCAAGGUAUCAUCGCCCACUAGUAGCGGUGCUGGUGGCUCUAGCGCUGCACUAACAAAUCCUUUUCUGUCGUCACCGCCAGCCUCGCAGGCUGGUCAGCCGAUAGUUGAUCUGUUUGGUGCUGCGUCUGGACAGCCAGCCGCUGCUAAUGCAGCGGCCACACAAGGCUCUGCCACGACCACAAAGGCCUCUGAUGAUUUGCUGCAGUUGGGCAAUCCAUUUGCCGAUAUGUUCGAGGGAAAUGCUGCAGCUGGAGGAGGUGUCGCUGGAUCAGGUGCUGCAUUAAAUGCUAAUAAUUUAUGGAUGCAUAAUAAUGGUUUCAAUGGCUCAGCUGCUGCUGCAACAAAUGCCUUCGUUUCCGAUAGUAAUUUCACAUCCGUUUUCGGUAAUACGGAACCGGCAGCCUCUCAGCCCUUGGCAAAUCCCUUUUUUGAUGAUAUUAUGGUGCAGCAGCAACAGCAAGUACAACAGCAACAACAGCAAGUGAUGUUCUAUGUGCAGCAACAGCAACAACAGUCUUUACAAUUGCAACAUUAUCAGCAACAGCAGCAGCAGCAACAACAACAACAACAACAACAACUACAACACCAACAAUCGAUAUUAGCAACUACGGCACAUUUUCCAUCAGGCUUCGAUGCUUUGGGUGAUGUCUUGAAACCGGCUACAGCCAAUAGCAACAACAGCACGAGCAACAACAGCAAUCAAAUGAAUAUUGUCGCUACAGGUUAUCAACAUCCGAAUAGCAACAAUUCAGUGCUGACAUUGCAACAACAACAGCAGCAACAAUUCCUUCAACAACAACAACAACAUCAUCACCAGCAGCAGCAACUACCCCAUCAGCAGCAGCAACAGCAACCAACAACUGGCAAGAUUAUAACUGGCGAUUUGGAUAGUUCACUAAUGUCAUUAGUUGAUAAUUUAAAUAUUAAUAAAACAGCAAGUGCAAAACCCGUGCAAUGGAAUUCACCUAAAAAUACAGCGAAACCAGGUGCUAAUUGGACACCACAACCAAUGGCGGCUACAACUGGUGCUGGCUAUCGUCCAAUGGCACAUGGCAUGACAGUAAGUCCUGCGCCAAUCACAAUCAAUCAUCCGUAUAUACAUGCUAGUUAUCCUGUUAUGCCAAAUUAUAUGCAGGGGAUGCCGGUGAUGGGACAACUGCAACAGCAAGCCCCUUUGACUGGGGUGCCACCGACGACAAUGAUGACGGGGGCAACGCCGCCGCCGCCGCACAGUAAUCCAAUCCAACCGUUAUCGGCGGGUGCCACCACGGGGAUAAUGCAACCGAUGCAACCCACACAUAAUGGCAGUGGUGGUAAAAGUGUACCCUUAGAUCCAUUUGGAGCGUUAUAAGAUGUCAAGCAACAACACCCACCACACCCCCGCAUACCAACAAACACUUUAACACACACAUAAGCACACACACACACACAAAAAUGAAAACCUCAUCAAACAUAAUGAUAUAUAUGAAUAAUGAAAAUUAUAAUGCUACAACAAAUUUAUUGGAAAAAAACGAAAAAAAUUCUAUAAUAAUGUUAAACACAAAACAAAUUGCUAUAUACAUACAUAAAUAUAUAUAUAUACUAUAUAUUUAUAUUAUUACAACAAAAGCAAAAAAAAAAAAAAAAAACCAUAAGUUUGACUAUUUAUGUAUACACCAAUUUAUAUACUAUAUAUAUAUUAAUGAGAAACGAUAUGAAAAUAGUUUGAAGACGCAAGCAAGCAAAAGAAAAAUUUCCAUAAUAUAGCUAAACGAAAUGGUAGUCUAUGUGAAAUAUCUACCUAUCUAUCUAUAACUGUAAGAAAAAACUUACAAAAAUCUGUAGUUGUGUCCUAUGCCAAUCAUCACUAUCAAAAGAAAAGUGUGAAACGAAAUCUGUUCGCUGUUUUUUCACACACACUGUCAAACUGAACGGGCGGCGAAACGAUUGGUUCAAGUGUGAGCUGCUUUAAUAAUUUGCAAUAUUUUAAUCCGUCUAUAUAAGCCGAAGUAAAUCAUGUAACUCUUUAUAUAUAUAUAUAUUGAUUUUGUUCCCUCCUCCCUAUGUUAUUUAUAGCCUAUUUUUUGUGGCAUACUCUCAAAAUUUGUUAAAUUUAUUUUGUAAUGUGCAUUCCAUGGUAGCAACAAAUUGUUUAAUUGAUUAGUUCUGUUUUUGUUCUUUGUCCAAAAUUUAAUUUGCGUAAACGGCAAAAGAAAAAUCGUUUUUCUUUGUAAGAUUUUAAGUAUUAGAAGAAUUUGAUUACUGAAAUUAUAAAUGCAUUCAUCUAACAAAAACACUGUAUACAUACUAUAAUUAUAUACAAUUAUAUAUAAAUAUAUAUAUUUAUAUUAAAUGUUAUUGAGAGAAUAUCAUACAACGUAUAUUGAAUAUUGUUGUAUUUAGCCAUUUAUUUAAAACUGACCUAAAGAAACAACAACAACAACACAACAAAAUACGUAGUUCAUUUUUUAAUUAUCAUUUCGAUAUGUGUAUGUACAUAAGAGCCGAGUUUUUUCCACACUCUCAGCUGUUUAAAUAAAAUUUAAAAAUAUAUACAUAUAUGAAAGGCA